Eupeodes corollae is the source of this 2880-nucleotide messenger RNA. RefSeq names its product raf homolog serine/threonine-protein kinase Raf. The transcript has 7 exons. NCBI's taxonomy places the organism in Eukaryota, Metazoa, Arthropoda, Insecta, Diptera, Syrphidae. Gene Ontology annotation, biological process: signal transduction; protein phosphorylation. Bases 190 to 2595 code for a protein of 801 amino acids. Gene Ontology annotation, molecular function: protein kinase activity; ATP binding. The record is from RefSeq and is a predicted model, not a curated record.
AAAAUUAAGAGUGAGUUGCUUAUAAUUUUUAAAUGAUAAUGAAAAUUUAAAAAAAAAAUCAAAAAAUGAAACAAUUCGUUGUGGAUAGUGUCUUAGAAAAAUGUGCAGUGAAAAUAAGGUUCAAGGUUUUCUAAAAUUUAAAUUUUACGAACAAAAUCCAAGGACUUCAGAGGUGAUGUUUUGUGAAAAAUGUUGAGAGUUAGAGUAAAAGAGAAAUCAAUAAAAUGGAAAAAUAGCGGUCCCCUGCUUUCUUCAACACAAAAUCAAAAAAUUUUAACGAAAAUCGGUGUUGGAGGAGAGGAAACGAAACCUAGCAAAGGAUUCAACAACAACAACAACAAUAAGAUGAAGCCCUCACAUACCGGCGUAACUACUACGACAGCAUCGGUAUCGGCAGCGGCUGCGGCAACCUCGAUGGUGACAACAAACACUCCGACUCCUAGCCGGGGGGCUUGCGAAGGUCCACCGCAGCUCCAGCACCAGCACAAGAUAAUUCCGUCGACGAAGGUAUCGUUUGCAUAUGCUGCGCAGUGUUCUGCCGACGAAAAGAUGUCCUCAUCGUCCACCGAUGAGAGUGACGAUCUGUUGGAUGCAGUUUCCGAGGAGCUGCGGAACAUCCAAUCGGUGAUUCAUGUGACCAGAGAGAACAUAGACGCAUUGAACGCAAAGUUCGCGAACUUGCAGGACCCUCCGCCGAUGUAUGUGACAGAAUACCAGGAGUUGACCUCCAAGCUGCACGAACUCGAGAGCAAGGAACACGAACUCAUCGACCAGAUCAAUGCUCAACAGGACCAUCAGUAUGUGCCCGACUAUCAUGAACUUCACGCUCAUGUGUUAAACGCGGAUAUAAGACCACCCAAAAUCCUUCUGCGUGCACAUUUACCCAAUCAGCAAAGAACAUCUGUUGAAGUCAUUCCCGGAGUUCGACUGCGAGAUGCUCUAACAAAAGCACUCAAGUUACGUAAACUAACCCCAGAUAUGUGCGAAGUUGUGUCGAGCCCAAAAACCGGCAGUGUACCUAUAUCAUGGGACAUAGAUCUUGGUUGUUUGCACAUAGACGAAGUUCAUGUAAACGUACUGGACAAAUGCCCAAUAAUGACGCAUAUAUCACAUCAAUUCAUACGAAAGACAUUCUUUUCGCUGGCUUUUUGUGAGGGAUGUCGUCGCCUCUUAUUCACUGGAUUCUAUUGCAAUCAGUGUAAUUUUCGGUUUCACCAGCGCUGUGCUGACAAAGUUCCGACCUUGUGUCAACAAUUUCCUAUGGAUAAUUACUACUACCAGAGACUACUGGCUCAAAAUCCCGAAAAUACAGUUGGCAUUUUACAUCCGGGGAGUGGAGUUGCAUUAGGAUUUCAUAAUCGCCAUCCUCGUACGAUAAGUCAACAAGAUCGAUCGAAUUCGGCUCCCAAUGUGUGCAUAAAUAACAUUCGACCGCUAACAGAUGCCCAGAGGACUUUGGCAUCACAGGCGCGGGGACCCUUGCAGGUAAAUCACAUAAACAAUGAUCAUUCACAUUCAACACAGGCAUCACCGACAAGUACACUCAAGCACGUGAAACGGGCUAGGGCACGCUCAGCAGACGAAAGCAAUAAAAAUCUUCUAUCACCUAGAGAUUCCAAAGGCUCUGAAGAGAAUUGGAAUAUCCAAGCGGAAGAAAUUCUUAUCGGUCCGAGAAUAGGUUCGGGUUCCUUUGGAACGGUAUACAAAGCGCAUUGGCAUGGUCCUGUGGCUGUGAAGACGUUAAACGUCAAAACACCUAGUCUGGCGCAGUUGCAGGCAUUUAAAAAUGAGGUUGCUAUGUUGAAAAAAACCCGUCACUGCAAUAUCCUCCUCUUUAUGGGCUGUGUAAGUAAGCCUUCGCUGGCGAUUGUCACACAAUGGUGCGAAGGCAGUAGUUUAUAUAAGCAUGUGCAUGUAAACGAAACAAAAUUCAAGUUGAAUACGUUGAUUGACAUCGGGCGCCAGGUGGCCCAGGGAAUGGAUUAUCUUCAUGCCAAGCAUAUUAUCCACAGAGAUCUCAAGUCAAACAAUAUUUUCUUACAUGAAGACCUGUCCGUAAAAAUAGGCGAUUUCGGUCUGGCUACGGCGAAGACGCGAUGGUCGGGCGAAAAGCAAGCCAACCAACCUACAGGAAGUAUUCUAUGGAUGGCUCCAGAAGUCAUCCGGAUGCAGGAACAAAAUCCCUAUUCAUUCCAAUCAGAUGUUUACGCCUUCGGCGUGGUGAUGUAUGAACUAUUGGCUGAAUGCUUACCCUACAGCCACAUCAACAACAAAGAUCAGAUUCUGUUCAUGGUCGGACGGGGUCUCCUUCGACCCGAUAUGACGCGAGUCCGCUCCGAUUGUCCGCAGGCUUUGAAACGUCUCGGUGAAGAUUGCAUUAAAUAUGACCGCAACGACAGACCGCUGUUUCGGCAUUUACUUAACACACUCGAAAACAUGUUGCGCACAUUGCCGAAGAUCCAUCGCAGUGCGAGUGAACCCAACCUCACACAAACCCAACUACAGAACGAUGAUUUUCUAUACAUGUGUCCGAGCCCAAAGACGCCUGUGAAUUUCCACAAUUUCCAAUUCUACAAUGGCGCCGGCAACAUCUAGCGGUAUUGUUUCCCAGGCGAUCUGCAAGAAUUGGUGGCAGCAGAGACAGCGGCAGAUCGUAGUAACUUCAAGAGUGCCAAUUUCCGAACAGACUAUAACUUCUGGACUAAGGUCAUAGCUUAGAACAGAAGUUACAUCUAAAUCACGUUUAUAAUCCAUCAAUUAAGGAGAUUUAAGACCAACAAUAGAGACUUAACGCAAGCACACUGUAAUAUUUCUUCAACUACAUUUAUGUAUUUAUUUUUGUUUAUCUUUUAAUUAUUAAUUUUUUGUAUUGUUAGCGUC